AUGCUGAUAAUAUUGACCUUAUUCAUAAGAAUACUGGCUACUGGAAGCCUCUGGCCACCAACUCACGAAACCCCGGAGUCCAACGUGCCACCCUCAACUUCCUCCUCACCAGGAGAAAGCAAGAAAUUGUAUGAUAGACUGGGCCCACCAGAUGCGGAGAGAAGAAAUCAUGGAAAGGGUAAUGCGGUUGAGACCUGGCUGGAUUUGCCUCGUUUCUUCUUGUUUGGUGCUUUCAACUGGGAAGAAAAUGAGUAUGAUGAGCCAAGAUCCAUGACCUGCAACGUCACAUCUUUGGCAUUCUCUGGUGUCCAUCUUGUUGCCUGGAACUGGGAAUUCUUGUCAGACACUACCGCAUGCUCUGGCGCAUCUUUGGCCCUGAUAAGUACUAUUCCAGGGGUCUUGCUGGUUUACUGUGCGACGGGUUUAGGGUGA
Messenger RNA from Aspergillus niger, 432 nucleotides. RefSeq lists its product as hypothetical. The transcript has 2 exons. The record is from RefSeq and is a predicted model, not a curated record. The coding region runs from base 1 to 432 and encodes 143 amino acids. Lineage: Eukaryota; Fungi; Ascomycota; Eurotiomycetes; Eurotiales; Aspergillaceae.